AAGUCGUGAUUGUAAUCACUGCACCGAUAUAGCUCUGCCAUCACGCCUUAAGCCAGACAUAUAAGUUAACCACGUGUUAAAAAUAAACCGGAUUGUUUGUGUUAUCUUUAACACAUGAAUAUUUAUUUCAUGGCGUACGUUGUGAUUGAAAUUUAAACAACACAGGUGUGUUUUGGGAAAUUUGAAUGAAAUUUGUGAAAAAGGAGAUCAUUUAAAUAUUAUCGACGUAAUUAAUCAACGAUAUGUAUCGAUAACAUAACUCGGGGAAAAAUCAAAACAGCAAAAUGAACACGACUAAAAGAGUUCCAGAUGAUGGGUGUUAUGGUGAGGACAUCGACGAUCCAAUCGUAGAACUUCUUCCAUUAACUGCGGGAUACGACAUUUCACCUGACAGCAUGCAAGAGGAAAAUACCAAACAAAAUGGCGUUGGUUUGGACAAAUUGGAAGAAGCCUAUUUAGAGCGACCAGAAAGUGAAAGAAGUUCAUCCUUAUCCGAUCCUGAUAUACGAUGUGGAUAUUUUACAUACUCCCCAGACUGGUUACAGUACUGGAACAAUCCUAAAUCAUUGUUAUUUUUCCUUUGUUGUCUUUCUAUGGUGCAAGGUUUUGUUGUAAAUGGUAUUAAUAAUGUUAACACUUCGACAAUCGAGAGAAGAUUUGAACUUCCAAGUUCAAGGGUUGGAACAAUUUCAAGUGCCUAUGACGUUUCAGCUGCCAUUUUGGGCAUUGUAAUAAGCUACUUCGGAUCUGGUAGAAACAAGCCCAGAUUGAUAGCAUGUGCAGCAAUUGUUAUGUCUAUUGGUUCUUUCAUGAUGGCGCUUCCACAUUUCACUACGGGGCCUUAUCAGUGGGGACAGAACUCCGCUGAAAAAUGCAAAGAUCCAUCCAUAGUACCACAGUGCACAACAAAUUCAGAUUUACAAAACUAUUUAUAUGUAUUUUUAUUGGGGCAAGCUUUACAUGGAGUAGGUGGUACCACAUUGUACAUAGUUGGGGUAGCUCUACUUGAUGAUAGUGUGCCUGCUAGUUCAUCGCCUAUGUAUGUAGGUGUAUUAUAUGCCUUUGCUACGUUAGGACCAGCAUUAGGAUAUAUAGUUGGUGGACAGUUUCUGAAUAUCUAUGUCGAUUAUCAUGUCGCUGAGAGUGAUGGAACUGGUUUGUCAGCAGACGAUCCACGAUGGGUUGGCGCUUGGUGGAUAGGAUUUAUCUGUUCCUUCCUGUUAUUUUUAGUAUUUUCUCUGCCAUUAUUUGGAUUUGGAAAGGAACUUCCAACGGCGAAACAUGUACGUGCAACAAGAGUGUCGCAGGUCCAUGGAGGAAAAGAUGACAAAGACUUAAUUCAUAAAGAUUCAAAUGACAGAACUUUACGUGAAUUCCCAAAAGCAAUGUGGGGAAUCAUAUCAAAUCCUACAUUUUUAUUAAUUACAUUAGCCGGAACCGGAGAGGGAUUAGCCACUUCCGGUUUUGCAACAUUUAUGCCAAAACUUAUUCAAAAUCAGUUUGGAAUUACAGCAUCAUGGGCAUCAAUGCUUGGAGGACUAAUGGCAGUACCUGGUGCAGCAGGAGGACAAUUCAUUGGUGGUUUAGUCUGUAAAAGAUGGAAAUUAAAAAUACAAGGGAUGUUGAGAUUGAACAUCAUAGUGUGUAUAGCAGCAAUGAUACUAGACACAGUGGUCUGGAUACGAUGUCCAGAAGACUCAGUAGCUGGGGUCAAUAUUCAGUAUAAUAUUUCAAAUAAUGAGAUGAUGCCGCAACUAGAACAUUCAUGUAACAGUAAUUGUUCAUGUUCUACAGAGUUCUAUGAACCAAUGUGUACAGAAGACAUGGUUCAGUAUUUUUCUCCUUGCUUUGCUGGGUGCAGCAAUGGCUUCAACAAUGGAGAGUCUUACACCAACUGUACCUGUAUGCAUCAUCGUAAUUCCGGUGUUCCAAAGACAAUGACAGCUACUGUCGGACGCUGUAAAUCAGAUUGUUACUUAUUGUAUAUUUUCCUACCUCUUUUGCUAUUUGCAAUCUUUUUCCGGUUUAUGCAGUCACCUCCUGCCUUAUCUGCAACUUUGAGGUGCAUUCAUGACAACCAAAGAACCUUUGCUUUGGGCAUUCAGUGGUUCAUAGCUCGUCUAUUAGGCACAGUUCCUGGGCCUAUAUUUUUCGGUGCAAUUAUAGACAGUACAUGCCUUGUGUGGCAGGAAAAUGAAUGUGGUGAUAAAAAAUCAUGUUAUAUUUAUGACAAUGCAUUGUUAAGCUCAUAUUUCUUCAUUAUACUUGUAUGUGUUAAAAUUUUCACAGCAUCAAUGUUUAUUUUAGCAUAUAAAAUUUAUAAGCCUCCAAGUGACAAAUGCAUAACUACAGUGAUUAAAAAGCCAGAUGAAUCUAAUGGCUUUGAUAGUAUUUGUUCCCCAGAACCAAAGUCAGAUAGUACGACCGUUGUAUAAUUGUUAUAGUAUAUUUUGUAAUAAAAUAGUUGUUUUAUAUUUUAAA
Molecule: messenger RNA, 2481 nt
Organism: Mytilus trossulus (common blue mussel)
Lineage: Eukaryota; Metazoa; Mollusca; Bivalvia; Mytilida; Mytilidae
Product: solute carrier organic anion transporter family member 4C1-like
Exons: 12
Coding region: 285-2435 (716 amino acids)
Biological process (GO): transmembrane transport; sodium-independent organic anion transport
Cellular component (GO): plasma membrane
Molecular function (GO): protein binding
Source: RefSeq, a predicted model, not a curated record